CCGGCAGUCAUGCUCCAGACAGCCUUGAGUGCGGGUAUGACCGUUUGCUAUUCGAUGACCAGCCGGGUGCUGACUUGAUCCACUCAUUGUCUACCUGGCCGAGAACUCUAUUUUGGACCUAUCUAUCGACUUAGUCAUGCUUACGGUCAUGGGUGUUGUUAUCGGUUUUGUCAUCUCCUAUGGGGCUUCGAUCUCACGCCUCAUCUGGUAUCACGUUCCACCACGUUACUGUGCGCCGAGGGAUGGGGUUACCGGACGGAUCGCGUUGGGCUUGGUUGAAGCAUAUGCCGUCGCCCUUAAGCACCACUUGAGAGGAGAGAUGGGAGUAUACUACAAGGACCUGUAUCGCCUGGUGUGGCCCGAGAGUGAGACGUUGAAUCCUCGCUGGUAGACGUGUGAAAAAAAUCCACCGAUCCAAGGGAGUAUCCUCCAAUACCAAAUCCUCAUCCUCCCCACGACAUCCCACCUGCCCAUGCUGAAAGCACUGACCAUUCCAUAGAUGCGGUCAAUCAAAUCGGUAGCCGAACGUCUCCCGAUGCGCACCUCAGCUUCUCGAAUGAAGUCAAAUUGGCUUACUCUGGAAUGAUUCGAGGAACUGCAAAUAAACAAAUACAGAUUCCUCUGGCCUGAAGAAGAGAAACUCGUUGCAUGGGUUCUUUGUACCCAUGAACAAGCAUUCACUUGGAAUGAGCAAGAAAUGGGUUUAUUCCGCAGUGAU
Molecule: messenger RNA, 718 nt
Organism: Dacryopinax primogenitus
Lineage: Eukaryota; Fungi; Basidiomycota; Dacrymycetes; Dacrymycetales; Dacrymycetaceae
Exons: 5
Coding region: 137-391 (84 amino acids)
Source: RefSeq, a predicted model, not a curated record